CAUCUCACCGGACACCUGCCUCGGUCAGCACCGCGGACAGCGAGCGACCCUGCCUGCCCUCUGUCGACUCCCAACGGCGCCGUCACCUCCCGAUCACGCUGAUAAAGCAGCGCAUGUUCGUUUUCUAAUGACUAGCAGGCUAAUAGAACAUAACCUGCUAUCAUGUUACUGCGGCACUGACAGCAAAACGGUGGAAGGCAGGGUGCGGGCUUUCCGCUAGACGCCCCCUCCGUCUAUUUCUUCUCAUUUCUCGCGUGUCCUUCAUUUGGGUUACACUGAUCAACAUGUUCCCUUCGACCCGUCUCGGGGCUUUUCUUCGGCUGGAGCGGAUCUAAAUGGUGACAGAUGUUAUGCGCGUCUGACAAGCAGCUCAUCUUGCUUGAGGGACUCUGCAGAGCAAGGUGGUGAAAUCUCUUCCUCUUCCUUCUCCACGCCCUAUCAUUUUCAACAGCCGAGUUGCCCAGCACCAUGUCCCCUCCAGCAUCGGCUGCAACGGCGAGCGAAAGCAGUACGACCACCGUUUUUGAGGAGGACACCAGAGAGGAGCAGAGACCCCUGAAGCAAUCUCUGAGCAAAUCACUCUGUCGGGAGAGUUUUUGGAAAUGCCUGCUCCUGUCCAUUCUCAUGUAUGGUUGCAUGGGAGCCAUGGUUUGGUGUCAUGUCACCAAGGUGACUCGCCUCACCUUUGACAGUGCCUUCAAAGGGAAAUCCAUGAUGUACCAUGACAGUCCCUGCUCUGAUGGUUAUAUCUACAUCCCUCUGGCCCUACUGGGCAUGCUCUAUUUAGUCUAUCUUGUGGAGUGCUGGCACUGUCAUGUGAAGAAUGACCUGCAGCACAAAAUGGAUGUGGAGGGCAUCUAUGAGCGUAUCCAAAGGAUGCAGCAAGCUAAACCCUGCAUUUGGUGGAAGGCCAUCAGCUAUCACUAUGUUCGCCGUACGCGACAAGUCACACGCUACCGCAACGGAGAUGCUUACACUAGCACCCAGGUUUACCAUGAGCGUGUCAACACCCAUGUGGCAGAAGCUGAAUUUGACUACAGUCACUGUGGUGUGAAAGAUGUUUCCAAACAGCUGCUGGGCUUGGAGAAGUCUGCUCUUACAAAGAUGCGGUUCACCAAGUGCUUUAGUUUUGCUAACGUAGAGUCUGAGAAUUCCUACCUUACACAACGAGCAAGAUUUUUCACAGACAAUGAGGGCCUUGAUGACUACAUGGAAGCCAGGGAGGGCAUGCACUUGAAAAACAUUGACCUGAAGGAGUAUGUCAUGGUGCUAUGUGAUCCAGAGCACCACCCCUGGUAUCUGUCCCACUAUGUCUUCUGGUUUGCCUCGUUCCUUACUUUCUCCUGGCCUAUCCGAGUCUUCACAGAAUAUCAUACUGCUUAUGUCCACUAUCGUGUUGAGAAGCUCUUCGGGCAGGAUUACCUCCCUGUGACCCCAUGUGAUGAUCGGCCAUAUUGGCGUCGUAUCCCUCGUGUUAACACCAUUGACAGUACAGAACUUGAAUGGCACAUUCGUUCCAACCAGCAGCUGGUGCCCAGUUACUCUGAGGCUGGCCUGAUGGACCUGGCCCAGUGUCCAACCAGCUUCAGUGGGAUACGUCAGAAUUGUGAACGCUGCCACAGAGCCAUCAGCUGUUCCUCAGUGUUCUCCAGGAGUGCCCUCAGCAUCUGCACUGGUGCCAGCUCCCGCAUCCCCUUCAGUGGCAGUCGGUUCUCCUUGGCGCGCCGCUAUGGCUCCCAGCGCAGCUGCUUCUGGAGGAGCGGCAGCUUGGAUGACCAGGAAAGUCCCAGCGAAAACACCCGCUGUCUAUCAGAACGCCUCACCACAGACGAUGAGGGUCCCCCAGACUAUGAGGACGCACUUUGCUACCCAGUGCUCAUUGUCCACUGCAGUGAGAAUUGCCACAACCACAGGUCUUUCCACAGAAAUGGUUCCUGUGUGGAGACGUCCCUAUGACCAUGCGGUCCCUGACAAAACACGGUGGCUUUUGUGCAACAGAAACAGAGUGUGCAAAUGUGAGAUACUCAGAUUCAUGCUGUACUGUCAUACUAUCUGAAACAAAUGCCUGAAUCUUGAAUGUGUGAAUCACCAAAGCAAUAACAGUGAUCAGAGAGUGAAGAACAAAGUGACAAUGAACCUACUAAGAUACACCCACAAGGAAAACUUAUAUCUGCCUGGCUUACAAUGAAAACCAAGCGGACAACGACUGUUACACUGUAAUCAUUGCCAUGCUGUUAAGACCUCAUAUGUACCGUACAUAUGAGACUGAAACUGAAACUGCAGUUACCUCAUAACACCUUUUCAGAGGCCACGGACAAGAUGGGCAGGUAUAAACAUCUCAUUCAUUCAGUGAAAUCACAAAGAAAUAACAAAAAAUACAUCAGAGCUGACAAGCAAUUUGGAAAGUUGGCAUCAAGAAUGGUAAGGAGUUAAGCUAUUUCUGAUGACUGCAAUAUCUGUGAAAAUAUAAAUAGCAUGUUCUCAAGUGAAACAUGAUGAAUCAAGCUUAUGCAUUAUCACGAUGAUACCUUGGUCAAUAUGGUAACCUCCAAUACUAAGGAGACAAAUGGCCUCUCUGAUGCUCUGACUGCUCUGUUAGACACAUUUUUGACGUUUUGAACAUUUUCAUUACUUGUGUGAACUGUUGCAGUUUACUUUGUUCUUGUACCUACUUUUUUCUAUCGAUAUGCUUGAUCUAUUUCUACUUCAGUUAGUGGUUUUCUGCAUUUCCCAGAAUGCCUUCGACGACUGCAAAAAAACAAGUUUCAACUUAUGUCAGCUGUGGGUUUUGUGCAUAAAGUGACAUAAAGAGUGAAGACUGUUGGAAUUAAGAAAAAUUAACAAACCUGUUUUGUGGUUACAAUGCAUUCUGGGUAAUUGAGGCCAUUGAGGUAUGGAUAAUUUGGUACAAUUGAUGUGCUUCACCAACAGUGGAUUUCCCCAUGUUUGACUGCUGACUGUUGGUGCUAUAUGGCAGCUGCAGAGAUAGAGAGAGAGACACACACACACACACACCUUUUUUUAGGUUGUUGAUGAACUAACACAUAAACCUGAUGUUUACAGUUGAUGUUUUCGAAGUAUUUCAUCCCACAAACCUCGAUUGUAGAUGUUGGAAUUAUGACAUUGUGAGGACACACUGUCAGAGCUGUCAGAAACAACAAAACAGAAUUAGAAAAAAAACCCAUCAGAAAAUAUGUUGGAGGACUGAUACUCUUUUCGUACGGUGAAAUAUCAAUCAUCAUCAUUAAUUAAGUCCAUUUUGUCUUAAAUUAGACUUUUUUUUCUACCAAUUGUCACAACAAAACCUGCUGGCAACUGUGAUGCAAACACAUAUACAUUCUCACAUUAAUCUUGUGGUCAGACAAGAUAAGAACCGGUUUACAUUGAAUCUAGAACACAUUUGAACAGGUGAAUGUCACAUCAGUCAUUACCAUUAUCAUAGAUUUAGGUGCAAAGACAUUAUAAGGUCUUUAAAUCCAUGAUGAAAUUUGCAUGACUUCCUUCUGCUAAGACAAUGUGUCAAAACAAUAAAACAUACCUGAAUGUAAACCACCAGCAUAUAUGACAUACUGUAGUAUAUGUCCAUUAUGUGUCUAAAGUAAAGGAAUAAUGCUCCAUUUUUCAUUUGUAAAGUGGUGAUUUAAUGUCCAGUGUAUAUUGAAUUUGCUCAGAGAGUGAAAGAGCACAGUACACACCAACAUGUCACCAUGAACUGAGAUUUUGGAUGUCGACAUUUGAUUUAUCCGAAGGAUUCCUGACUCUUUUGAGUCGAGUUUUACAGGCAGUAUAUGCAAGGAUGUAAAUGCACUUACGUUUACACAUGAAAAUCAUACCAACUUUAUAAUACUGACUUUUUCAACAACAUCUAAUAGGAACUUAUUGUAUGCAUCCAAUGAAAUAAAAUCUUGUUCUUACAUUGUUUUCAAUAAUGUAGUGACACCAGUAUUAUGCACUUGAAGUGACACUAGACAUUUGAAUUGUAGUGAAGCUGAAUGUUGAUGUAAAUUCCCUUAAAGUAAUGAAGUACUCAAGCUUAUAUAUUGACAAACACGCAACUGCUCAGACAUAAAACAAUACAUGACCUCUUAAAGCUUCUUGUAAUAUAUUAAAUAUGUUCUUGUUGUCAUUAUAAUCAAAUGGGCUGUGUAAAAAACCUGAUUACUGUUUAAAAUGUGUAUUCAAAUUUAUCUUAUGCUGGAAAAAUAAAGUUGCAAUAAAUGUCUGGGGCAAACCCAUGUAAAAAACAUGUUGCUGUCUUGGACCAUCAGAAUCC
Molecule: messenger RNA, 4273 nt
Organism: Scatophagus argus
Lineage: Eukaryota; Metazoa; Chordata; Actinopteri; Scatophagidae
Gene: tmem151bb
Product: transmembrane protein 151Bb
Exons: 2
Coding region: 469-1956 (495 amino acids)
Source: RefSeq, a predicted model, not a curated record